Gregarina niphandrodes is the source of this 1725-nucleotide messenger RNA. RefSeq lists its product as hypothetical. The transcript has a single exon. The record is from RefSeq and is a predicted model, not a curated record. Bases 1 to 1725 code for a protein of 574 amino acids. Lineage: Eukaryota; Apicomplexa; Conoidasida; Eugregarinorida; Gregarinidae.
AUGAAUCGUGUGGCGGCAGUGAUAGCUAGUCGGAAUGAGCAGCAUUCGGCUUUAAUCGGUCGUUAUGUGAAACCGAUAUAUAUGGCAAUGAGGAAGGAGAUAGAAACGAGGCCCGUGGUGGUAGAGAGUGUAAUGAACAACUUGGCUGCCACCGUGGACAGCUUAAGUUGUCCUGAUUCUGGUGCGACAUUGUCCUUGUACACGAGCGCACUUGAAGACUACAAGAAGUAUCCCCAGCACUCUUACUUGUUUAAGAUGCUGUUGAGUCUAAGCAAGCUUGUCCCUCCCCAGACUGUUGUACGUCUCAUCCCAGUUAUAGAGUCUCCUUUGGAUCGCCGAUUGGCUUUCCUAUCCAACAUAAGUCCUAGGUUCAACAAAUCUAUAACCGACCAUAAUGUGACUUUCCGACAAUGGCAAAUUGUUCGAGAUGCAGUUGUCGAGGUUAUCACUAGAAUUUCCAACCAGUACUUGGACCAGUACCGGGUCCAAGACGGUGCACAUGAGAUGGUGUGUGCAGAGGCCCCACUAAGUCCCACCUCCAGCACGCCAGACGGCGUCCUGGACUCGACUACUACAACCGUGGUGGAGGAGGUGGACGCGACCAUGUUGGAAGGGAUUGCCAGCUUGCUUUCCACCUACUAUAUGAGAGACGAGACAGUCAUGACUACUAUCGACACUUAUGCCGCAAUGCUGGCACAAAGAAUCCUGCAAAUUGACGCACGAACUAAAGCCAACGAUAAAACAACCGUGGGAACAACACCGGCUGACGGAGAGGAAUAUGACUUUGAAAUGGAGUAUGAAGAGGAGCCCUACGAAGUUUGCGGCGAAGAAAGUUUCCUUCCAUACCUAAUGGAACUUCUCAAUAUUCUGAAACACACACCGAUGAAUAAGUUGUCAAGAAAUGCUCAAACUACGAUACACGCCGUUCGGACGAACAUAUCCGUGCCUCACAGCGACCUCUCUCAAGAAUUCCAGACGAUCUGGGACCGGAAGGAUGUACUGCCGAUUUUCAGUGGCCCAACAAGUGGUACGGAUGCAAGUGGUACGGAUGCAAGUGGUACGGAUGCAAGUGGUACGGACAAGUGUGUAGGCGAACACAGUAUGACCAAUGUCCCGGCCGGGUUGGUAUCGAACGCGACCAUGGGCGAGGGUCCGGACUGGGCCACGGUGGAAGAGAUGGAGGCGGCGUUGCGAGAGAUGGAAGCUGGUGUGUCCCGUUUGGCUGUCAGUGGUUUGUCGGUGGAGCAGUUGUGUCAUAUCGCCAAGUCGAAGGAAAGUUUCGUGAAGGUGUUGGACAUGGGUGGUGGACAGACAAUCAAGACGGAUACGGCGUUGCAGGUGCGCUUACGCGCACUACGCUUGCUGAAAACCCUGGUCCGGGACCGCGCGCCUUCUGUCGCCGGUCAUGUGGACGCUGUCAUGGACGCAGUGUAUUACGCAGUGGGUGACGACGUAGGACAUGAGACUUAUGAACUUGGUUACGCCAUCCUCCUCGAGUUCCUAGACCGCUACCGAUGUGUCCCACCCGUCCCCGACACAGCCAACAAUUGCGCCGGCGCCGUGACGAAACUCGUCAAUGUCACCAAGGCCGUUAUCGCCUACAUCCGCUUCGGCGAUAAGAACCAGGACGACCUCGCCACCCAAGCAGCCGCCAAAGAACGCACUCGCCAAUCCCAAAUAAUGGCCGACAUACUUAGCCACUGGACUAAAGACACGGAACUCUAG